This is a messenger RNA of Xenia sp. Carnegie-2017, 4168 nucleotides long. RefSeq names its product membrane-associated phosphatidylinositol transfer protein 2-like. Gene Ontology annotation, molecular function: phosphatidylinositol binding; phosphatidylinositol transfer activity; phosphatidylcholine binding. Lineage: Eukaryota; Metazoa; Cnidaria; Anthozoa; Malacalcyonacea; Xeniidae. Gene Ontology annotation, biological process: phospholipid transport. The record is from RefSeq and is a predicted model, not a curated record. The coding region runs from base 208 to 3726 and encodes 1172 amino acids. Gene Ontology annotation, cellular component: cytoplasm. The transcript is spliced from 17 exons.
UGUAUUUGUAUGUAAAAAAGACUUUAGAUGAGACUGAUUGCUGCAUGGAAACUAAUUCGGUUACACUUCGAAGAGAUUUGAAUAAUCUUGAUUCGAGGGAAUUUAUUCAAUGCACAAGUAAUGUGUACACUAAUAUAUUAACUGUUGUUCAUGAAGGGACUAUAAUUUUCUUGCCAAACGUUCAAUGAAAAAACACUAACAUCAAGCAUGCUUAUCAAAGAAUAUCGCAUCCCGUUGCCUAUGAGCGUCGAAGAAUAUAGAAUUGCUCAAUUGUAUAUGAUUCAGAAAAAGAGCCGUGUUGACAGUACAGGUGAGGGUAGUGGCGUUGAAAUUAUUGAGAACUGUCCUUAUAACGAUGGUCCUGGUGGCUCUGGUCAAUACACAAAGAAAAUUUACCAUAUUGGCAACCAUAUUCCUGGUUGGUUGAAAGCAAUUGUGCCUAAAAGUGCUUUACAAGUUAUUGAGGAAGCAUGGAAUGCUUAUCCAUACACAAAAAUGAAGACGACAUGUCCGUUUGUGGAGAAAUUUUAUGUCGAAGUUGAAACAAAGUAUCUACCAGAUAAUGGUUCUACAGAAAAUGUAUUCAAGCUAACGCCAGCAAAACUUCGAAAUCAAACUGUAGACCUUAUUGAUCCUGUUAAAGAUCCCAUACCAAGUAGUCUUUAUAAAGAGGAAGAAGAUCCUUUAUUGUACGUAUCUAAAAAGACUGGAAGAGGUCCACUGACUCGCAACUGGUUGAAUCAACCGCAAAAAUCUGUAAUGUGUGCGUAUAAGAAGAUUUCUGUUGAGUUUAAAUACUGGGGAAUGCAGAACAAAAUUGAACAAUUCAUACACGAUGGCCUACGACGACCGAUGCAAAUGGGUCAUCGACAAGCGUGGGUUUGGCAGGACGAGUGGUAUGGCUUGACAAUUGAGGAUAUCAGGAAGCUUGAGGAGGAAACUCAAAGAAUGUUAGCAAAGAAGAUGGGCAAGAUUGUAGAAUGCAGCAUGAGUCUAACUCAUGAUGAUGAAUCGAGUCUGAAGAGACGCCAAGAAACACCUCGAUUCAAUGCCGAACGAAAGGGUUCCGCCAUUGAGCUGUUGUCGCAAGAAUCUGUCGAGAUCAGCAGUGCUCUGAAUAACAAUACAGAAGAAACAAUAAAAUGGAAGAUAGGCAAUGACAGCAGCAGUGAUGACGAAUUCUUCGAUGCUGAAGAGAUUUUGAACAGCGACUCUUCCAUUGACGAAGAAGAUAUGACAUCAUAUCUGUCAGUUCAUAAAAAUAUCGAUCGCCUUUCUCAUUCUGGGGAAAGCGUCGAAUCAUCAGAUUUGGAUUCGGACACGUCUCACGAAACGAGCGACAACCAUCUUACCAAGAGUCCACUUGCAAAGACAUGUAGCUCAAACAGUUCUGCAUCAACGAGGUCUUCAACGACAAGCCACGUGAAGAUACUCAUGUUGAUCAUUCACGGGGGAAAUGCCCUUGACACGACACUUGACAUGAAGUCCAAGGAAAAUGAUUGCGACAGACUAAAGCGAGAGUUUCAAAAUGUUAUGCAGAAUCAUUAUAAAGAAGGAAUGGAGCGAGUUAAAUUCAGAUUGGUAGAAUGCCCAGACAUGUUGAAGAAUAUUUUGCCAGCGUUGAAAGACAUCACGCCGCAGACAGCUGAAGAUUAUCAGCAAGAGAGCCAAAUUCCUCUCGUGUGUAGCAAUUUCUCAAUGUCUUCAAUGUCUAUCCUGGCAGUGUGCUCGAGUUCUUUCCCCGAGAUGGUUGAGUCAACCAUUACACGAGCCAACGAAGUAUAUCGAGAGUUUAUCAACUCUGAAGAAGGAGCAGGAUUUGCUGGAGAGGUAUGUAUUGUUGGUGACUGUAUGGGAGCUUUGAUUGCUUACGAAGCAAUGUGCCAGAAUCAAUGGAGUGUAAGUAGUUUCGACACAAAUCCUUCAAUGCCCACGAGUCCACUUACAGAUAUGGAGCGAGCAAGUGGGAACAACACGAUCGCCAUGAAGAAUUCAAGACUUAGCUCCAGUGAUUUUGAUAUACGUGGUAGUCAGAGAGAUCUUCCUAAACACGUGUUAAGCACAGAGGAGAGGAGAAGCGUGUCUGUUGAAGAUAGCUUGGAUUGUGUCUCUGACGUCUGUUCGUAUAAAACAAAAAAAUUUGAGUUUGAUGUCGCCAAAUUUUUUGCAUUUGGUUCUCCUAUUGGUUUAGUGCUACUUCACAGGAAAGUGUCGUCGUCCUUUGGUAGAAACUCGGGACCGCCCAUUAGGCCAGCCUGCAACCAGGUUUACAAUUUAUUCCAUCCAUUUGAGCCUUUGGCCGCCCGCAUCGAGCCGCUUAUUCUUUCUCAGUUCUCUCAGAUUUCUUCCGUAAGAGUACCUCGUUAUCAGAAAUUUCCACGCGGGGACGGUGUGAGCAAUGACGUAAUGGCCGUGAUCAGCGGUCGUCCGCAGUUAUUUCAUGAAAAAAUGAUGAAAAGCAGUAAAAUGAAAGUACAAAGAACAUGUAGUAACCUGAGUUCAUGCAGUACGAUGUCCUUAGACCAAUUAGACUUUUCUGUUUCGGAUGAUGUUAAAGAAGGUUUAUGUAACUGGUGGGGGAUUGACAGAGUCGACUAUGCUCUGCAUAGUCCUAAAAGUCUUCAACAACUACCGCUGUCUGUUCUGUGUCCACUGUCUCAUAUCAGCUAUUGGGAAUCGAAGGAUGUGGUUGCUUUCAUGAUUCGUCAGAUCUUCAAUCUCAACGACUCUCAGCCUUCAGAUUCGACGAACAAACCUUUAUACAGAAGAUUGUCUUCGUUUCACAUCGCAGAACCACGAGAAAAAUGGCUGAAAAAGAGAACGGCGUAUAAAAUAAAGAACUUGGCACCAAAUCACCGCGCGAACGAUGCAAUCGUUCUAAAGGACUCGCUGCAAAUUGUUACAGCUCGUUUUGCCUACGGCCCAUUAGAUGUAGCCACGUUGACUGGAGAAAAAGUUGAUAUGUACGUGAUGAGUUUACCCGGAGAUUGGAAUCUUACAGAUUCAGUUAUUACCGGAAGCGGUGGUCGUGCCAGUUUUACCAUGCCGGAUGAAAAUAAACUGGACGUCGGAAUUUAUCCUAUAAAAAUGGUUGUCAGAGGUGAUCAUACUACAGUUGAUUGUAAUCUAGCCGUGUUGUCACCGUCAACGGAGGCUGUCGUCUUUAGUAUUGAUGGAGCAUUCUCAGCAAGCGUCUCUCUACGAGGUAGACAUCCCAAGGUUCAACCUGGUGCUGUCGAUGUUGUACGUCACUGGCAAGAACAUGGUUAUCUCAUAAUAUACGUGACGAGCAGACCAGAUUUUCAAAAAAACCACGUGAUGUCAUGGAUGUCCGAGCACAACUUCCCUUUUGGCUUAGUUUCCUUCUGCGGCAGUUUAUCCACCGUGGACAUUCAAAGACACAAAACGGAGUAUCUAAAGACGCUUACGACUAACUUAAAGAUCAAAAUCCACGCGGCCUAUGGAUCUAGCAAAGAUGUUGCGGUAUAUUCUGGUCUUGGUAUGGAAGCCAAUACCAUCUUUGUUAUUGGAAGCAAAAGCAGAAAAAAUGAAAAGCAAGCGACGUAUUUACGCGACGGUUAUUCAACACACCUUGAAACACUUGUUCAGAAUCCCCUAUCAAGACCUGCCAUUGGUAAUUUGAUGGUUUCUGUUCACCAUGGACAUUUCGGUUUGUCGAAAAAGCGUAAACAAACGUCGAAGAAAAACGCCAGUAAACCAGAAUAGUAAUUUUAUCAAGUAUUUUUCACGAGUCGACAAAAUAUUAGAUUCUGGCAGUGACUUGUGUAGUCAUUCAAAUUUCCCACUAAAUCUGAACUCAAUAUGUAACUGGAUGUACCCGUAUAACUUAUAUCUUUUUUGGUAAAUAAUUUAUUCAUUAGAUGUAGAUUUUAAGUGUGGUAUGUCCAUCUUCAGGUGCUGGUGAUUGUUGUGUGGCAUUAGUAGAAGAAGUAAUAUUUCUUCACCAAUGUUUUUCAAAAGAUGCCGUACUCUUAACGACUUUCGUACUAUGCAAUUAUUUAAUUGAAUCUUGACGAUGAAUCGAACAAAAAAAAGGAAUUAUUUAUUUCUAUGCUCCAAGCUGUGCUUUGAAAUUGAAAUUUGUUGUAAAAUAUUAUGGAAUUUAUCAAUGGUAAUAUUUAAGUUUAAUUAAACUGUCCAAUGUUUA